Messenger RNA from Cherax quadricarinatus, 1791 nucleotides. Lineage: Eukaryota; Metazoa; Arthropoda; Malacostraca; Decapoda; Parastacidae. The record is from RefSeq and is a predicted model, not a curated record.
UAUCAUGUGAUAUGACACUAUGGCACAUCACUACAGCAGUGAGAAUACCAGCAAAAGUAACACCAGAAGCGUUGCAGCCGCUGCCCAAAACACAGAAGUUCGUGGAGGUGGUCCUUAGUGGUGUGAGUGACGCUGGUGUGAGUCAUGCAUGUGACGUGGUCCACAAGUUACAACCACCAAAAGGAUACUAUAAGAUCACGUGUGUCACCAGCACACUAACAGAAGAGGGCAUCCAGAACAUGAUCGUUGGUCUAGCAGAGCGCAGUGUGGAGGUAGGGGCAGGACUGGUAGUACACACCACUGUCACUCUCACUAAGGUCCAGAAGGAUAAGCUGCACUCCCUGGCUGCUGACGUCCUCUACUGUUACUUUAAAAAAACUAUGGAACAAUACUCUUCUCCAGACUGAGGGACUGACCACCUCAAACCUUCAAGGGUGAUGGACUGAUUACAUCGUCUUCACGUCUCUUCUGCUUCUCUCAACUUUUCUGUACUCGACUGAAGACGCCUACUGUGUAGGCGAAACGUUUCGAAAUAAAGAUACCUAACUGUUGCAUAUGUGUCUUACCUAACAACCUGUCGGUAUUUUAUACAAUUUUAAUAUUCCAAUAAGGUAGAAGUUAAUAAACUAAAGGAGGUAGUUAGGGUAAGAUAUAAGCAACUACUAUAAGAAAGUGAGUGUAUAAAUAAGAGGUUGGAGAGGUAUGGAAUAGAUAUAAGAAUACAGUGAUAGAGAGAACAGCAGAAGUUUGUGGAUAUAGAAGAGUGGGAGGGAAAGGUAAGAUGGAGGGAGGAAAGAUCAGUGGUACCAGACAAAAUGUUAACUUAUGAGAGGGUUUUACAAGUGUAAAACAAAGGUGGAAUAUAGGAAGAGUAGAAAGGAGGUUAAGAGAGUGGUAAGGCAAUGUAAACGAUGAGCAAAUAAGAGAGUGGGUGAGCUUCUCUCAACAAAUUUUCCAGAGAAUAAGAAAAACUUUUGGAGUUAGAUUAAUAGGUUGAGAAGCUUACAUUAUAAGAAGUCAUCUUGACAAGCAUGGAUUCACGAAGGGCCGUUCCUGCCUAACUAAUAUACUGACUUUCUUCAGCAAAGCUUUUGAGGCUGUUGAUCACGAUUGUUUAUUUGAAUUUUAGUAAAGCUUUGGUACAGUACUGCACCAGAGACUGUUAAAGAAAGUAGCAGCUCAUGGCGUUGGGGAAAAAGUGUUGUCAUGGAUCGAGUCAUGGCUCAUGAAGAGGAAGCAGAGUGUGCAUAAAUGGGAUUAAAUCUAAGUGACGUUCCACAGGGAUCAGUUUUAGGAUUUUUGUUGUUUAUAAUAUAUAUGAAUAACCUUGACUACAGAAUUACUAGUGAUAUGAGCAAAUUCACUGAUAACACGAAGAUAGGAAAGGAUAAUUGAUCCAGAGAAGAUGUCACCGAACUUCACGAGGAUUUAGACAAACUCAUGUCGUGGUCAGAGAAGUGGCAGAUGCAGUUCAUUGUAGAUAAAUGCUGAGUUCUGAAGCUCGGGAAUGUCCACAACUUUAGCGCAUAUAGUCAAAAUAAUGUAGAACUUAACCAUACAGAAAUCGAAAAGGACUUGGGGGUUAUGAUAAGCAGCAACCUUAAACCAAGACAGCAGUGCCUAGGCACACCUACGAAGUCUAACAGAUUACUGGAAUUUGUAUCAAGAAGUAUUAGCAACAGAAGUUCAUCGAUAAUACUACAGCUCUACACAUCAUUCUGUAUAGCCCUUGUGGCUUAGCGCUUCUUUUUGAUUAUAAUAAUAAUCUACACAUCAUUAGUAAGGACUCAA